Brassica rapa (field mustard) is the source of this 1743-nucleotide messenger RNA. Its product is annotated as transcription factor bHLH77. Gene Ontology annotation, molecular function: DNA-binding transcription factor activity; protein dimerization activity. Gene Ontology annotation, biological process: regulation of DNA-templated transcription. The record is from RefSeq and is a predicted model, not a curated record. Lineage: Eukaryota; Viridiplantae; Streptophyta; Magnoliopsida; Brassicales; Brassicaceae. Gene Ontology annotation, cellular component: nucleus.
UUCACCAUCUAAUGUUCCCACAUUAACAUAUAAAAAAGAUUCUUCUUCUCCUCCUUUUGAACUGUAAAAUAAUUCACUUUAAAAAAAAAAAAAAUUCUUUAGUUAAAAGUCUUAUCAUUACUUUGCCUCUAACUUUUCUCUUUUGUCAUCUUCUCUUAACCUCCUCCUUCCCUCUGUAAGAAAAAGUCACUAGCCUUCUCUUUCCUCAUUACUUUACCACUUUGAUUGAUCAAUCAUUCAUUGCUAGCAGCUCCCUUCUUGUACCUCUGCAAAUUUUCCUGAAUCAGUUUCCUUUUUGAAGCAAACAAAACCCAAAAUUGGUUAGCUGCUUGCUUACAUUUUCAAGGGAACACUGAUUCUAAACAAAGUUUGGUCCUUUUCCCCAGAAAGAAGCAGCUUUCUGUCUUCUUCUGAAACCAGAAUCUAGUUACUUGAGAAUUGCCAUAGAUAUUUUCUUGAAACCUCCACUCAAGUUUUGAGAUGGAGAAUCAAAGGGAAGAAAGCAUAAAGUAUGUAGCUUUGGGACAGAGCGAUGAUCCCUUUGGCAACGAAGGAACCAUUGGCGAUCUCCUCGUCGGCAGAUUCUGUAACCCUCAAGAGCCCAUCUCACCAUAUCCCCCUGGGAUCCUCCGAUUCCCUCCUUAUCCGGGUCAAUUCGGGUCGCAAGACAGCAACAAGAGCUCGCUGUUGGAUCCAGAUUUAGAUCGAGUUCAGACAGCCAAGCCAAACUCCAGGAAGAGAAAGUUGAUCCCUUCUGCUUCUGCUUCUGCUUCUGGAGGUAAUGGCAAGGACUCUCCAGCUUCUUCCUCUCUUACCGCUUCCAAUUCUAAGGUGUCAGGAGAGAUUGUUGGAUCCAAGAGAAGCAAGCAGGAUGAAGCUGGAAGCAGUAACAAGGAUGAUGCAAAGCCUCCUGAGCCACCCAAAGAUUACAUUCAUGUUCGAGCUCGAAGGGGUCAGGCAACUGAUAGCCACAGCCUCGCUGAAAGAGCAAGAAGAGAGAAGAUCAGCGAGAGGAUGACUUUGCUUCAGGAUCUGGUUCCUGGUUGCAACCGUAUAACUGGGAAAGCCGUUAUGCUUGACGAAAUCAUUAACUACGUGCAGUCCUUGCAGAGACAAUUCUUGUCUAUGAAGCUGGCUACUAUAAAUCCAAGGAUGGAGUUUAACCCUAGUGCUGCUUUAUCCACAGAGAUGGUUCAACCGGGAGAGGCACUAACGCAGUCUCUAUACUCAAUGGCUUGCUCAGAGCAAAGACUUCCAUCAGCAUACUAUUCUCUUGCCAAGAACAUGCCUAGAUUCUCAGACACUCAAUUCCACUCCACCGAUGCAUUUGUUCAAGCUGAGACACAGGGAUUCUGGGAAAAUGAUCUUCAGAGCAUUGUUCAGAUGGGUUUUGGAGAUGUUCAGCAACAGAGCAACAACAACAGCUGUUCUGAGCCAACACUACAGAUGAAGCUUGAGCCAUGAUUAAGAAGGUGUUUGUUUAUUGUAUCUCUCUGUACAUACAGAAACCAAGUAGUGAUGGGUACGGAGUGAAACAUGUGGGAACUAAUGUUUACUAUCGUCUCUUCUUUGCUUGCUUGUGCAUCUGUUGAUUUCUUCUCAACCCAAAGAAAGAAAAAUGAGUCUCCAUUUUAUUAUGUAAAAACGACAAGAAUCUUUUCUGGACCAUCUCUGUAUUAUUUUACAUCUAUGUAUUAUGUAUUGUUGCUGAACUAGUAAGAAACGGUAGUAUGCUUGUCUUAA